CAACACAAAUGCCCUCACAUCAUAGCCGAAUGCGUCAACCACACGGUAACCAGCUAGGGGCAUCUCACCAGCACCAACCCCGCCGUGCACUCGGCCUACAGCAACAGGAUUCCCGACAAGAGACGGAGGAGCGGACGCAACCUGGAAGGUCCUUCAUCCAGAGCCAUGGGGUUCACACACCUCGCUGUGCUGCUGCCUGUCAUCGCCGUCCAGCUGGUUUCAGGUAUGAGCUUCAUGACUCCUGAGCCUGAGACGCCACCAACUUCCAGCCCGGACUCGUACCCGCUGGGCGACCUGAUCCACGCCGCCCUGCAGAGUAAGGAGUAUUUGGGACGCGCUGCUGCAGGCUCAGGUACCACCACCAACCCGACCCAGGCCGUGCCGGGGCUGGGCCAGACCGAGCCCACAGCGACGGCCAUAUCACCAGGCCUCCUCACCACGGCUCUGAGCCCCUCUCCUGCUGCCAGCCAGACCGGGGGAAGGAACACCAUGUCUUCAGUGGCCAUAGAGGAGGAGACAACCACCACUCUGAUCACCACCACCACCAUCACCACCAUGCACAUGCCAGUGCAGUGCAACGCCACCUUUUCAGCGAUGGAGGAUGUUGUCGAGUCACCGGAUCCUGCAGCGUCGCCAUCUUUUUCUCCUCUGGAAUGCACCUACAGCAUCACCGUGUAUUCAGGCUACGGGGUGGAGAUUGAGGUGAGGAAAGCCAACCUCUCUAAGGACGAGUCCCUGAUGAUCAUGAGCUACGGGGGCUCAGGACCGGAGCUGUUAGCCAAUGAGACCCUGAUGAAGGAGGGUCAGGUGAUUCGCAGCACGACCAAUCAGGUGUACAUUCACUAUCGCAGCCUCCGACAGACCAACCACGGCGUGUUCAGCCUCCACUAUCAAGCCUUCGUGCUGUCCUGUCCCUUCCCUCUGUCUCCGGAGGGCGGCGGCGUCACCGUGAUGGACAUCCACCCUGGAGGUCAGGCUCACUUCCACUGUAACCCCGGUUUCCAGAUCCGUGGCCACGAGGUGGCGACGUGUGUGAACACCACGCAGCCCCGCUGGAGCACGCCGGAGCCUCAGUGUGUCGCCGUGUCCUGUGGAUGCUGGAUCCGUAACGCCACCGUGGGCCGGAUCCUGUCUCCGUCCGUCAGUAACCACAGCAACGGAAACAAUCUGAGCUGCCACUGGUUAAUCGAAGCCAAAGAGGGACACAGGCUCCACCUGCACUUUGAGAGGAUUGCUCUGGAUGAAGACGACGAUAAGUUCGUCGUGCGCAGCGGGAACAGCUCCCUGUCUCGGAAGCUGUUCGACUCGGACCAGGAUGACGUCCCUGAACGUGGGCUCCUGAGUGACGGCUCCACGCUGUACCUGGAGCUCACCGCCGACUCCUCCUCCAUCCCUCUGCCGCUGGCGCUGCGAUAUGAGGCGUUCGAUGAUGAGCACUGCUGGGAGCCCUACCUGCCGCAUGGAAACUUCAGCAGCAGCGACAUCUCCUACCAGCUGGGCACCGUCGUCACCUUCACCUGUUCCCCCGGCUUCGUCAUGGAACAAGGUUCAGGGACCAUCGAGUGCGUCGACUCCAUCAACCCCCACUGGAACGACAGCGAGCCGGUGUGCAGGGCUCUGUGUGGGGGGGAGCUGACCGAGUCCUCGGGGACGAUCCUGACCCCCGACUGGCCCCAGAGCUACUCCAAAGGUCUGGACUGUGUGUGGCAGAUCCACGGGAACGAGGAGAAGCGCAUCGAGCUGGACGUCCAGAUCUUAAACAUCCGCCUCACCGAUGUGCUGACCAUCUACGACGGCCGUGACCUCAUGUCCCACGUGAUCGGCCAGUACCUGGGCUCCAGGGAGCGUUUCCAGGUGGUGUCGGGGGGGUCGGAGGUCACCAUCCAGUUUCAGAGCGAUCCGGAUGAUUCCAGUUUCAUGCUGAGUCAGGGAUUCCUCAUCCACUACCGCGAGGUGGAGCCCAACACCUGCCCCCCCCUCCCUCAGAUCGAGUUCGGCUGGAUCAGCUCCGCCCACUCGUCCCCCGUCAGAGGCAGCGUGUUGACCUAUCAGUGCCAACCGGGAUAUAACAUCAGCGGCACCGACAUCAUCACCUGCCAGUGGGACCUUCGCUGGAGCAGCAGCCCCCCCACCUGCGUCAAAUUCCAGCAGUGCCCUGAUCCAGGAGACAUUGUGAACGGAGCGCGCUCAGUUCGCCCAGAGGCCGGUUUCGCGGUGGGGACGGUGGUCCGUUUCUCCUGUAACCAGGGUUACCAGCUGGAGGGUCCCAUGCAGAUCUCCUGCCACGGGCGGGACACCGGGACCCCCAAGUGGAGCGACCGCAGCCCCAAGUGUGUCUUGAAAUACGACCCCUGCCCGAACCCGGGGGUCCCCGACAACGGCUACCAGACCCUGUACAAGCACAGCUACCAGGCCGGGGAGACGCUGCGCUUCUUCUGCUACGAGGGAUACGAGCUCAUCGGGGAGGUCAUCAUCAGCUGUGUCCCCGGGCAUCCGUCUCAGUGGAACAGCCCCCCGCCCUUCUGCAAAGUUGCAUACGAGGAGCUUAUGGAGGAUCACAAACUAGAGGUGUCUCAGCCGUUCGAGCCGUCCCAUCAGAUCCUGAGUGAGAACAUCGCGUUGGCCAUAAUCCUCCCGAUCAUCCUGGUCAUUCUCCUGAUCGGAGGAAUUUACAUGUACUACACAAACAUAUGCAGACUAGAGUGGAAGCCUCUGUUCUGGAAGUCUCUGUCCCACACACACUCCUACAGCCCCAUCACAGUCGAGUCCGACUUCAACAACCCUCUUUAUGAAGCAGGGGACACGCGGGAGUAUGAAGUAUCUAUUUAAAGAGUGAGAAUUAGGAGCCGCAGGAAAAUCCUUUGUGAAGACACGUCCCGAGUAUCGUGGGGCCGAAAAACACGAUUUUGUAUUUGUUUUUUGUUUUUUCUGAGUUUGGAUUCUGUUUUGCCGCCCCUCUUUUUUUCCUGGUUUAUGAGUCAUUGAAGUGCUUUACUUUGAUUCGUUGCACUGAUGCGGUGUUUUGCCAAAUGUGGGUCCAACUCUCUGCGUGGUUUAGGACCGGUGCCUUAUGAAGGAGAAAUAAUUGGCAGAAAUAAUUGUUUAGAGAAGAAAAGCAGAGAAGGAGAAGAUGAAGGGAACUGGAUUAAUUUAAUGAGUUAAAUCAUUACGAGGCCAAAACAUUAGAGAACCUGGCAAUACUUCCACCAAUCGGACGUUAUACUCGUCUCUGUAUAACACACACACACACUGUUAAAAGAGUUGAUUUGAUUUUGUGUUAAAAUGAUUUUCUCUUCCUUAUGUUUUCUUUCUGUGUGUAACACGCACACACAAAUUGAAUGUAAAUAUCUGACUUAAUAUUGAGUGAGGCUGAUAUAUAUAUACUUAAUUAUAUAUAAGCCUCAUAUACAGUAUAUAUACACACACUUAUACGUGGUGGCGGGAGGUUAUAUAUUUUCAUUAUAUACAUAUAAUGAAAAUUCAGUGCCAAAAUAUAAUGUUAAAUAACUUAAUGUCCAUAAGUGUUUCAUCAGCUGUUGAACUAGUGUUUCCAAAGGCAGUGUUUAUUUCCUUCUUUGCUGUUUCUCGAGUCCAUCGCCGCCCACCGUCACGCGUAGAAGAAGAAGAGGAGGUGAGGACAUGAAUGUCAUUAUGCUUAGAGCAUGCACUGAUUGUAAAUUAUAUUGCUUCUGCUCAGACCUAUUUAGCUUCUCAGUAUCUCUCCAUCGUCAUUCUAGUUACUGGCAGUUAUCAUUGUUAUCAGAUUUGAUGUUGUAUGCACUAUGUUGAUGAAAAAUUACCGACCUGGCUGCUUGUUGUGAUGCAUUAUGUACUUAUUUCCAACCGAUGGUCCGGGCGGAGGAUGUCGUCUCAUUGCCUCUGCCAGCUGAUGGAUCUUGGAGGCUGUUGCUUUGUAGACUUAAUUCUUCUCUUAUCAUCAGUAGCAUUUCUUUGCUUCAUAUAUGAAUACACACUUUUGAAGGCAGUGAAUUAUUUGCUGAAGUGGAAAUAAACUCUCUGUUGAAUGGUG
This is a messenger RNA of Mugil cephalus (flathead mullet), 4030 nucleotides long. RefSeq names its product seizure related 6 homolog (mouse)-like 2 (gene sez6l2). Bases 166 to 2829 code for a protein of 887 amino acids. The transcript is spliced from 19 exons. Gene Ontology annotation, cellular component: endoplasmic reticulum; neuronal cell body. Lineage: Eukaryota; Metazoa; Chordata; Actinopteri; Mugiliformes; Mugilidae. The record is from RefSeq and is a predicted model, not a curated record. Gene Ontology annotation, biological process: synapse maturation.